Messenger RNA from Egretta garzetta (little egret), 3526 nucleotides. It is a transcript of the gene EYA3, whose product is annotated as EYA transcriptional coactivator and phosphatase 3. Gene Ontology annotation, molecular function: protein tyrosine phosphatase activity. The coding region runs from base 142 to 1866 and encodes 574 amino acids. The transcript has 18 exons. NCBI's taxonomy places the organism in Eukaryota, Metazoa, Chordata, Aves, Pelecaniformes, Ardeidae. The record is from RefSeq and is a predicted model, not a curated record. Gene Ontology annotation, biological process: multicellular organism development; cell differentiation; positive regulation of DNA repair. Gene Ontology annotation, cellular component: nucleus.
CUCAGUCCUGCUGGUGGCUCCGCUUGCGGCAGGGACCUGGUGGGCUGAGUCUGCUGGGCCAGGUGCUCUGUGGCUCAAGGCUUUGAAGAUUGCUGAGGAACACACGAUUUGAAUCAUUUCAGCAUUAAAAUAGUAAUACCCAUGGAAGAGCCACAAGACUUACCCGAACAACCAAUGAAAAAAGCAAAGAUGCAGGAAUCCCGAGAACAAAGCUUGAGUCACGUGAGCAACGCAGAAGUCAGCGAUCAGAAACCUGAAUCUUCAAGCCUUGGUUCAAACCUUCCCAUGUCCAGCGAGAUUAUGACAUGCACUGAUUAUAUUCCAAGGUCAUCAAAUGAUUAUACCUCGCAAAUGUAUUCUGCAAAACCAUAUGCACAUAUCCUUUCUGUACCCGUAUCGGAAACAAUGAGCCCUUACCCUGGUCAGACUCAGUACCAAGCACUACAGCAGUCUCAGCCCUACACCAUCUACUCCCAGACCACCCAAACCUAUGGACUACCUCCUUUCGGUGCACUGUGGCCAGGUAUGAAACCUGAAAGUGGUUUAAUUCAGACUCCAUCUACAAGUCAGCACAGUGUUCUCACCUGCACUACAGGGUUAACCACAAGCCAGCCCAGCCCAGCACAUUAUUCUUAUUCCAUUGAAGCAUCAACUACCGAUGCCAGUCCAGUCUCUACAUCCUCAACUGUUGUCAAUAUUUCCACGUCAACAGUAGCCAGCAUCUCACAGGAAUAUCCUACAUACACGAUCCUUGGCCAAAGUCAGUACCAGACGUGUUACCCGAGUUCUGGCUUUGGAGUUGUAACACCAGCAGACAGCAACACAGAGAAUACUGCGCUAGCAACAGCUACGUAUCCAACCGAGAAAACAAAUGCCAUGGUGCCUACGCGGACGGUGCAGAGACAUUCCUCCGGAGAUGCAUCCACAAGUCCUUCAUUAUCAAGAGCAACAGCAAGUAAAGAGUUAGAUGAGCAGGCAAGAAAAAACAUCCCUGGGAAGAACAGGGGGAAGAGGAAAGCAGAUACCUCCUCCUCACAGGAUAGUGAGCUGGAGCGAGUGUUUCUCUGGGACCUGGAUGAGACCAUCAUAAUCUUCCAUUCACUUCUCACAGGGUCUUAUGCCCAAAAAUAUGGCAAGGAUCCAACUCUGGUGAUUGGCUCGGGUCUGUCAAUGGAGGAGAUGAUUUUUGAAGUAGCUGAUACUCACUUGUUUUUCAAUGACCUGGAGGAGUGUGACCAGGUACACAUAGAAGAUGUGGCAUCCGAUGACAAUGGCCAAGAUUUAAGCAACUACAAUUUCUCCACGGAUGGCUUCAGUGGCUCAGGAAGUAAUGCGAAUCACAGCUCAUCAGUUGGUGUCCAGGGUGGAGUGGACUGGAUGAGAAAACUGGCCUUCCGCUACCGCAGGGUACGAGAGAUCUACGACAAAUACAAAACUAACGUUGGAGGCCUUCUUAGCCCACAGAAGAGGGAAGCUCUGCAGCGUCUAAGGACCGAUAUAGAAGUGCUAACAGAUUCCUGGCUGGAAACUGCAUUAAAGUCCCUGCUACUCAUACAGUCCAGAAAAAACUGUGUGAACAUCCUGAUCACAACCACCCAGCUGGUGCCAGCUCUUGCCAAAGUUCUCCUGUAUGGAUUGGGCGAGGUGUUUCCCAUUGAAAAUAUUUAUAGUGCUACAAAAAUAGGUAAAGAGAGCUGUUUUGAGAGGAUUGUGUCACGAUUUGGAAAGAAAGUCACCUAUGUGGUAAUUGGAGAUGGGCGUGACGAAGAGGUUGCAGCUAAGCAGCACAACAUGCCUUUCUGGAGGAUCACGAAUCAUGCAGAUCUCAUGUCCCUUCACCAAGCCCUCGAGUUAGACUUCUUAUAAGAAGCUGGAGCACAGGCGUGACUGCAGCUCCUGCAAGCUGUCUCCGUGGCUAGGGAGGCAGAAGUCUCACGUAUUUGGGGACUCACUUUUCAGCUUGAUGAAGAAAACAUACCUAAUGCAAACUGUACAGUAAAACGUGACACCAGGUUAUCUCAGGAGUACAGGCCCUGCCAAGUACAAAGGUGUUGUAUACUCAGCAGAGCUAGGGCUUGUCUGAAGAAGAGACUUGCAGAAGCCAGCUGACUCCCUCCAGCAGGUAGCCUCCAGCGGGAGGGGGUGAUACAACAAUAGAAGUAUUUCUAAGAGCCUUCUCCUUUCUAUUCAGCUUAGUUGUAGAACCCGAGUAAACGCAAAACCUUAUUUUUAUAGAAAAAUAUUGAUGGCAGAGCUGAACCUCUCUUAUUUUGCAAAGCCGGAAAGAACUAUGUUUUUUUUUCCAUAGGAAAUAUUAAUGAAAAUGUCAAAAAUACCUCUAUUGCUGUGAAACGUGUCCUCUCUCCUUCCCUGGGUGUUCAAAGCAGUAAUUUAUUACAAUGUCCUUAUGUUAUUUCCUCAACAUGGGAUUACUGGAAAAUAGAAAGAAAGGGAAUGUUUCUGGGAUACGUCGUUCCUUGUAGAGGAAAGUGUUGGUGUUCUGAGCUGGUCCCAGUGGCUCCUAGUCAAUGUGUGCACAAGCCCUGUUAAACAAGCAGGAGAUCAUUGGAUUCCAGCUAUCCAUGACCCAGACAGUAGAUCCCACAGAUUUUCCCUGUAAAGGAAAACAAAACUGCCUAUGAACAUAAGAUACAGCACAACACUAUUGCAGACUGCUCAGAUGUGAACAGUCUUCAUCUAAGAAUAAUUUGGGAGAACUAAAUCCUCAUGAAUGUUACAAAGAAGAGUGUGGUUAUUAACCUUCACCUCUGCUUUCCUGACUCCAUUUGUGAGAGUAAGUUCCUUUUAGUAGAAUCAAUUUUCUUGUAUUCUUUGCAUUAGCCUAACUACAUAGUUAGAAACAAACCCCUUGUUAAGAGGGACUUAAUUUUCUCAGACACUGUGACUUGGCAGCCUGGAGCACGCUGGCCUUGGGGGUGAUGCUUAUGCUGAUUUUUCUGCCACCAUCUCAGAAAAAAAGGCUGGAGUCAGUGACCUGCAGUACUGCUAGCCAGAAAUGGCCAGCUGGAGACUGGGGGCUGUCGCAGGGCACUGAUUUUGUGCCAGGUCAGGCUGUGUUCAGUGGGACCUGUACCCCAAUGGCUCCAAAGCAGCAGGUGCCUGGGGUUUCUGCACAGAGGAGAGAUGCCUGCUGUGCCCCACCGCACGCCUCUGCUGCUCCUGCUGAGCCAAACGCUGCAGCUGCACCCAAACCUCUCCAGAUUUCUGGUCUCCAGCCCAGUGUCACCUGCCUGGGACCCAGCGGGGACUGCUCUGAAAGCAUGUUGCUCCCGGGAGGACACUGACCCAUCAGGCUGUGCCCACAGAAGCAGGUGAUGUGUUUGCUGCAUUCCUUUCAUGGCAUUAAUUACUGAGGAAUAAUUUCCAUCAGUGCUAGGGGAGUUGCUGGGCCAGCUCCCGUCACCACUGUGGAGAGAGUGCCUAGAGCAAGGGGUUUGGAUCCCCAGAGCUAAGUGACUGGACCCAGAGGUGUCUGUUUCACAUGUUCCUAGCUCCUGUUUAAUUA